CUCUAGAUAAUGACAAUGUUUGAGUUUCAUAGUUUUAUGAUUUGUCUAUACGUAUCUACGACUCAUUCCUAUCGUAUACAAUGUCCAGAUAUAUCACAGAGAUCAUUAAGGGCAUCAGGAUAUUGCACGAGCAGUUUUAAAUCGAACUACACUUGUCUUUAUGAUACAAAUAAUUUUUCGUUUUUAGAACAGUGUAUCGAGGAUCCAGAUUAUGUUAAACCUGGUGAAAAAUAUGUAAUAACUGGAAGUCUCCGAAAUUUUGAUUGUUCGAAAAAACGAUAUCAGCCUUUCUCGUUAUGGUCUAAUGUUAGUGGAGAGUGUUUAUAUCAAAAGUCGCUAUGUAAAGAAGACGGUCAAGUGGUCUUUGAUAAUGGUUCGUCGACUAUAGAUCGAAAAUGUCGUUGCGAUUUUACUAAAGGAUAUAAAUUUGUCAAGCGACCAGAACAUAUUUGUUUUUGUAUACCAUCAGAAGAAGAUUGUUCUUGUAACAUCAUUAAAUGUGAUGUUGAUAGAAUUUUAUCAUCAGAUUAUGAAUGUGUCGAGGAAUCACAACAUGGAAAUUCGACAUGUCCUCCAAUAGAAAAUAAAAGCAACAGUUCGCAGUCUCAAAAAAUUAAGAGAUAUAGAGAGCAACAGAGAAGGGAACAACUGAGUAACGGUGUGAUUGUUAGUAUUGGCGUGAUUGUUCUGAUUAUGUUAUAUGCAGUGAUGGUUUUCAUCGUUCUCUGGACAAAACGAAAACAAAGUGAACGUGAGAAAGAUAACCGGUUGAAAAAAUACAUCGUGUUCAGUGCUGAAUGGAAUGAACUUACAAAAGCAACCUACAAAAACAACCUGUCGAAAGUAAAAAAAGAACUUCUCAAAGACGUUAAUAAUAGCGAUAUGGCGAUAUCAAUGAAAAUAGCAUGUAUAGCAGGAUAUACUUCAAUUGUAAAAGUAGUCUUACCUCAAUUUAUACUCAAAAACCUUACCACUUUAGACGACGAAGGUAAUACACCUCUAUUGUAUGCAAGUAUAGCUGGUAAGCUCAGCAUUGUCAAAUUAUUUUUGAAAAAUGUUAAUGAUAGUAGUAAUAAAGGCCAGACGCCUUUGAUGAAUGCAUGUAGAUAUGGCUUUAUUGAGAUUGUGGAUCUUCUUCUUACCUACGGGGCUGAAGUUAAUGUACAAAAUGAAAUGGGCGAAUCUCCUUUGAGUCUUGCUUGCCAACAUGACCGUGGUAAUGUUGAGGUUGUCAAAAUACUUCUUACCUACGGGGCUAAAGUUAAUGUACAAAAUGGAAAGGGUGAAACCCCAUUAAUUUUAGCUUGCCAAUCUGACCGAAUUAAUGUCAUUAACAAACUUAUUGAGGCUGAAGCUGAUGUGACUAUAUGUAACAAUGCUGGUGAAAGUGCGUUAAUGUACGCAUGUGGAAAUGGUACUUUAAAUGCGGUACGGAUUCUUAAUCGUACUAAAUGUAGUGUUAAUGAUGUUGAUACAGCAAAACGUUCUACGUUAUUACAUGCCUGCAGUUCACUUUCUCCUACUUAUCUAUACAAAACACUAAAUAUUAAGAAGAAACUAGUAGCCAUACUUUCAGGAACAAGCAAAUCAGUUUGGUCUAAACGACGUUCUGUUGUUACAAGAUUCCUAAUAAACAAUAAUGCUAACGUGAAUAUGGCGGAUGAACGAGGAGUGACACCAUUGAUGCUUGCAUGUCGGGCCAAGUGUGAAAUAAGUGUCGAUCUUCUUUUGACAAAUAAGGCCGAAAUUAAUGUAACUGAUAACAUAAAUAGUUCAAAUGCUCUUUUGUGGGCAAUGCAAGGAAACCCUGAUAUCCAUAUGAUAAAUAUAAUUAAAAUGUUAAUACGAAAGGACGCUGAUGUUAACAUUAUCGAUGCAGAAAAGAAUACUUCUCUUAUAAAUGCAUGUUAUAAAAUUAUUGAUGUUAAUAGAAGUGAAGAGUUCCUGGCAAUGAUAAAUGCUAGUAGAGAUUAUUGUGUACAAAUUGUUGAUUUAUUACUAAGAAACGGUGUUGACGUUAAUGCAAAAAACAAAUCUGAUGAAACCUCUUUAAUUGUGGCUUGCAAAGGUGACCAUGUGGAUAUAAUUGAGAGACUCAUUCAUGCAGGAGCUGACUUAAAAAGAGACGCUUUCAAUGCAUUCUGUGCCGCAUGUGAAUACGGUUCUUUUGAAUCGGUCAAGAUUUUAUAUCAAUUCAAGACAUUAGAUAUAAUAGAUUCAAGCGACCGUUCCUUGUUAUUUCACGCAUGUAGUGCACUUCAUUUUAAGUCAGUUUGUUCCCCUCAAUGUACUUCGCUUAUUGGUUUCAUUAUUGGUAAAUAUGGUGACGUGAAUAGAGCUGAUAACCGCGGCACCACACCGUUAAUGCUUGCAUGCCAAAACAAUUGUCCGAAAGCCGUGGAGGAAUUGUUAGCAAAUGCAGCCUCCAUAAAUGCAGCUGACAAAAUUGAUGGUUCAACAGCUCUAGCUUGGGCAAUGCGGUGUAAAUCAGAGAAUGAUAUAAUAGCAGUAAUCAAAAUUUUGGUAAACCAACACGCUGAUGCUCACAAAAGUAAUGACCAAGGAUUUUCACCUGUAAUGCUUGCAUGUGAAUCAAAUGAGAAAAAAAUAAUACAGGUGUUUCUUGACAAUGUGCAAGAUGAAGACAAAUGGAAACCUCUGCGCGUGGCAUGUAAAAAUAGUUUGAAAUUUCUAUACGAGCAGGAAAAAAACCCGAAAGAGCAAACAUGUCCCGUGAAACCAUUGACCGUUGAUAUCAUGAUAACUAUAAUAGCCGAUUUAGUCAAAUAUAAGCGUAUAGAAAUUCAACGAGUACUCGAAGCAGUCAAUUCCCAAAACGACACUGACUAUUUCGAAAACGAGAACAAGGAUGACGAGUCUGACAGAAAUGCGAUUAAUGAUAACAACAGCUCUGACAAUAAAUUGUCACCAUUAUGGAAAGCGUUCGAAAUUAACAAUAUGAAUUUAGUACGAUUGUUAAUCGAGGGUAAUGUUGACAUAAACAAAUGUAAUGGUAGUAAUGUCACACUAUUAAUGAAAGCAUGUGAGUUAGAUGAGUCAUAUAUCGACAUAUUGAAAUUGCUAAUUAAGAAAACUAAUGACAUCAACGCACGCAACAAAGAAGGCCAAACUGCACUUUUUAUAACGUGUAACAAAAGAAAUCCUAGCUUCAAAAUUGUUCAAUCUCUAUUUGAAGAUCAGUCUCUUGAAACUCCAAAUUGUACAAUUGGUAACAAUUUCAAUCGAACACCUUUGACGACACUUUUUCGCAAUUUUGAUGAAAAGAACAACAAUUUUACUGACAUUAUUAUCUAUCUUAUUAAUCAUUUCCCUGUGGGAUACGAUAUUGACCAUAAACUCUCUGAAGACAAAACGUAUUUGUCGUAUGCUUGCAAAUAUGCAAGUUAUAAAAUAGUACACUGUCUUUUACAAAAAGGAGCAAAAUUAAAUGAUUAUUGUAUAGAGAUCGCUAAACAACGAGGUGAUACGAAGAUAAUUGGUUUGUUACGGUCUUAAACUGUCAAAUUUGAAUAGCUACUUUUAUUUUGAAGUGCACGAUGAUACAACAUCAACAAUAUAAAGUUAUUAAAAUAUAAACGUGUGCAGCUUA
Molecule: messenger RNA, 3610 nt
Organism: Mytilus californianus (California mussel)
Lineage: Eukaryota; Metazoa; Mollusca; Bivalvia; Mytilida; Mytilidae
Product: ankyrin repeat and KH domain-containing protein mask-like
Exons: 8
Coding region: 10-3516 (1168 amino acids)
Molecular function (GO): protein binding
Source: RefSeq, a predicted model, not a curated record